AUGUUAUCUCUCUCGAUCUUUUCACUUUUUCUUUUCUUUGACUUGACCUGUUUUCUGUCUCUCUUCAAAAUCAUUAUUUCUGUUUCUCUCUUCCUUUUGUUUUUUUCUCCUUUUUUCAUCCCUUUCUCUCUUUUUCUUUCUCACCACAGCUUUCUCUCUAUUUCUUUUCUUUUAUUCCCUCUGCCUUCUCUUUUUCUUUUUCUCUUUCUUUGUUUAUAUGCUUCGACUGUUUUCUGUUUCCUUCGUUUUUAUUUCCUCUCCGUUUCUCCCUUAUCUCUUUUUAUUCUUUCCUUCUUUUUCCUUUUUCUAACCUAUUUCUUUUUUUUAUAUUUUAAUCAUUUCUCUUUCUUUUUUUCUUCUAUUUCUUGUUUUUUUCUUCUCUUUCAUUUCUCAUACAUUUUCUUCUACCUCCUCCUCUUUUCUUUUCUUUUAUUUAUUUGUUUCUUUAUCGUUUUCCUUGUCCUUAUUUUCUUUCUUUAUUUUCUCUCUUGCUCAGUCUGUUACUCCGUCUUUGUCUACAUAUACACUUUUUGCUUUUCUAUGUUUCGCCAUGUUUUUUUUCAUUCUUCUUUUCCUGUUAUCUUUUCACCUGUUCGUUCCUUUGCCACAACAAAGGUUGUCAAAAUGCUUGUAUUCGAUAGACUGGUUACAGCGGAAGUCGGAUACAAUCUCUAUCUAUCUGUCUGUCUGUCUGUCUCUCUCAAUCUCUCUCAAUCUCUCUCAAUCUCUCUCUCUCUCUCUCUCUCUCUUGGAAGUUAA
This is a messenger RNA of Acanthosepion pharaonis, 759 nucleotides long. NCBI's taxonomy places the organism in Eukaryota, Metazoa, Mollusca, Cephalopoda, Sepiida, Sepiidae. The record is from the annotation of a GenBank genome assembly.